UUUCAGUCUGUUGAAGUAGCUUUCCCGGUGUGUUUCGCGAAACGUGCACAAUUGUGGAGUUAAUAUCAGCUAGCAGUAGCAUCAUCAUCAUCACCAUCAGUAUCUAGGAUUGAUGUCUGCAUUUGUCUGAGAUUGUUUAUGUGUGGUGAAUAGCAGCUAGUGGCAGUGCAACAAGUUGUUUUCGUUGGGAUAGAGAUAGUCAAAGGAAGUGGUAAUAUCCACUGCCAUUCACUGCGGGAAUUUGUGUAGUGGUUGUUUGGUGAACCAGCUCAACUUCCGCUUUUAAGUGCCUACCGUAAUGGACUCAACGUCUAUUGACUGAAAUAUUGAAAAACGUACAGUGAUAUUGGUAUAGUCUAAAAGAAAAAAAGAAAAUCAUAGAAAAGCUCAAAGUGAAGGUGAAAAAAUACAAGAAGUUUGUGAAAUUCAUUGAGUUAGCAGGGACAGUGCAUUAAAUGUUGAGUUUGGUCGAACAUUUCCCGCUAAAGAAAAACUACAUUUGCAAGUACCAACAGUACAGCGGAAAGCAGUGAUUGAAUUGUCCCACAAGAUUCGGAUUUCAAACCAUUCACUUGAUUGGAUUUUAGCAGUUCCCGGAACAGGACAUUUCACAAGCCAAGAUAUCGUUCCGCAGCAAGUCAGGCCCCAGAGAAUCCGCCAUGAAGACGGAUGAAAAAACCAACGUGCCGAGGGUGCGGAUAGCAGUCCUCGGGAACAUGAACGUCGGUAAAUCAGCCCUCACCGUGCGGUAUCUGACGCGAAGGUUCAUCGGCGAGUACCGCUCGAACACCGACCUGCUGUACAAACAGACGGUGACCCUGGAAAGUGGGGUGUUGGACGUGGAAAUCGUGGACAUUUCGGCGGAAAACGAGAAUGAUUUCCCGGUGGAGCAGAUCCAGUGGGCCGAUGCGUGCCUUAUCGUGUACAGCAUCACGGACCGGGCCAGCUACGAGUAUGCCCAGCGGUCCCUCGGCGAGCUCCGCCAGCUGCAAAACUCACCCUCGGCCUAUCUGAUCGGGAACAAGGCCGACCUGGACCACUUGAGAGAGGUUCAGGAAACGGAAGGAGCCACCCUAGCCGCCUCGCACGCCAUUGGCUUCUGCGAGGUUUCCGUCGCCGACAACUCUCCUGCCCUGUACAAAGCAUUUGAACGGCUACUGAUUGAGUCGAGGGCCCGCCCAGUCAAACCGCGCAAAUUUUCCGUCAGCAAAAUGUUUGGUACCCUCAUCGGUAACAAUGGCACCCGACAGCCUUCGACAACCGUCAGCCAAGGCACGGUCGUUCCGUGCCACAAGGGAGAACUGCACAAGUCUCGGGUAAUGAAACGGCGACAGGCAUUCACCGCGACGGCAUCUCUAUGACCGACAUCGACUGCGACCGAGGACAGCAACUAAACACUACAGUACGGUUCUUCUUCUAGUCCCGAAUCGCUUUUGUACCAACCUCCGCCGAAUGCACUUCUGAUGAGAGGAAGGUACGGAGCAGGAGCGGUAUUACAAUAGAUGGGAUCACGAUGCAGUGGUGGCAGAAGCGUUCAACGUAUCAUUGACUGACGGAACGGGAGAGAAGAUCUUGGUCGGUUGGUCGGAAUUCGGCUGAACAUAAGUGCGGCGACGCGAAGUGCCGCGCCAUGUGCUAAGCCAGCAGGUCACCGCCGCCGGACGGUGGAAUGAACGAAAUGUGAUUUUAAUUUUAGCAUUCUCUAAACGAUUUGCUGAAGUGCUUUGCAGCCGUCGCGCCGUAGUGCAGGAAGCCGUUACUCAUCAGCAGCCAACACAUGAACAUGGGUAGGAUCUGAAGCAUGGUGCAGAAAUUACGUAACGCUCACAUAAAUCGUAACACUUCGGUGGCGUUAUUGAAUUUGAGUAUCAUACUCAACACCACUCCACCCUAGGAUAUUGAGCUAUAGCGUGCAGUCGUGGUCCUAUCUGCGUUACGUAUUAUGCAUAGAACAUCUCUUUAUCGUUUUAGAUAGAGUGAUGCUUCGAUAGCAGCGAUUGAUGUGGGAUAGGAAAAAUGUGCUACCAUAAACUUACAAUACUAGCAAAAUACUUUAAUAACCUCUUUUGAUGGAUCAUUGAAAUAACUAAAACGACUGUUACAGAAAGUCUUGAUGUUUUAAUACAAAACAUAUGAUCUUUUUGUCUAACCAAUGAUCCAUUUGCAUUUUGAGUUUGAAAUCAUAAGCUAGUAUAGGUGUGAGAAAUGACUCAACAAAAAUAAUUACCUGCUCAAAACGUUCGAUCAUAUAUAUAGAUAAUUCGGACAUGUAAGUACGAUAUGAGUAGCUUUAACUGAUUAACAUCUAUGUACCAGUUGUCUUCCUUGGCUUAGUUUGGUUGAGAACGAAUGUAAGAAUGGCAGCUUUAUCAAAAAAGCUCUCAAUUAAAGCAACGGAAAUGCUUCAAAGCCAAAACAAUUGCUGUUGAAAUACCUUGCCGGAAAUGAGAAGACAGAGAUGCAUGGGCAUAGUCAGGUUUUUAAUCAUGGGGAGGCGAGUGACAUUGUUAUUAAUUAAUCCAGACAUCAAUGUGUUUCUCGAAGUAUUUAUCCAAAGAAUCCUUAGAUGACCAAAAAAUAUCAAUUAUUUUUUCCAGGUACUUAGCUUUCUCCAAAAAUUAAAACAAAAACGUAUUGCUUUGAAAAUAGAAGGUUUAACUUCAUGAGUUGCAAUAGGAUUAGUCGCAAUGAUUCCUUCAUUUAGUACUUCAUGGAUUUCUUUAGGAAUUUGUUCAAGCAUUCCACAAAUUCUGACCUUACAGCUGCACUGAUAGCAUAUGCCGUAAUUUAUCAACAGAUUUCUUUAAAUAUGUUCUCUCAAAUACCGUGAGAUACUCGAGAUCUCUAUAGAGAUUGUUACUAGGAUACUGUCAAUAUUGUUUCAAGAACUUCUUUCAUUCAACUUUUUUCUUGAUAAUUCGUCAUCAAGUAUCUUUCCUGAGAUAUUUCUCUGAAGAUUUGUAUUUUCGUGAGAAAUAUUAUUUAACUUAUCCGUUGACCAGUUCUAGGUUAUGUUCCUGAUGCAGCUAAAUUGUCCAAGAUAGUGUGCGUAUCUUUAUAGAAUUCAAAAAUGUCUAACUGAUCACAAAAAUUCUUCCAAAGACUUAUGUAGGAGUUUGGCUAGGAACUCCUCCAAAAUACUAAUAGCAGUUUCUCCAGAAGCGUUUCCUAAAUUCGUUCAACUCUUCAGAGAUUUGUACAAGUAUUCAUAAUAAACUCCUACAGGAGUUUCUAAUUGAAUUUCUUCUAGAUUGAUUCAAUAAACUCUUUCAGAAUUUCAAUGAAAAUCAUAGAUGAAAUUCUAGCAAAAAUCUCUGAUGGAAUUACCUAUAGAAAUAUCUGCAUAAAUUUUAAGGAUUUUUUUCCCGAUUAGUUGUUUGAUUCUGCUUUAUGUUUCACAAUGUUCCGUUUCGUUUUACUCCGUUCCUUGAGAUUAACGUUUGAACUGUUUUUAAAAAGAAAAAUUUAAACGAUGUGAAGCUAAGUGAGGGCCACAUUCCACUUUUGGCUACGCCCAUGCAAAGAU
This is a messenger RNA of Aedes aegypti (yellow fever mosquito), 3526 nucleotides long. Its product is annotated as ras-related and estrogen-regulated growth inhibitor-like protein. The transcript is spliced from 5 exons. Bases 660 to 1361 code for a protein of 233 amino acids. Gene Ontology annotation, molecular function: GTP binding; GTPase activity. Lineage: Eukaryota; Metazoa; Arthropoda; Insecta; Diptera; Culicidae. The record is from RefSeq and is a predicted model, not a curated record.